Messenger RNA from Osmia bicornis bicornis, 4158 nucleotides. It is a transcript of the gene elg1, whose product is annotated as ATPase family AAA domain-containing protein 5. Gene Ontology annotation, cellular component: nucleus. The record is from RefSeq and is a predicted model, not a curated record. The coding region runs from base 251 to 3694 and encodes 1147 amino acids. The transcript has 5 exons. Gene Ontology annotation, molecular function: DNA clamp unloader activity; DNA binding; ATP binding. Lineage: Eukaryota; Metazoa; Arthropoda; Insecta; Hymenoptera; Megachilidae.
CUAGCGUAUUAUACUGUAGAAUACCAUGUAUAAUAUAUUGUAUAAUAUCUCACGUAUAAUACGUGCCCAACCUCAACCCUGCGUAGCAGUAGUAAAACAAAACACUUCAGUGCUGCCAACAAAAAUCCAGAAUAAAUGGCGGCAAAAUAUUAUGCUUACAUUACAUACAACAUACAUGGCAAUAGUCUCUGUGUUAAUAAUUUUUGCAUCUUUUUUCUAAUUUUCAGUUUUUUGUACAUGGUUAUGAAGAAUGAAAAAUAUAACGCGAUAUUUUAUGGACACGGUGAAAGCCAGUGAUAAUAUACCACUACAAUCUAACACUGCCAAAAAAAAUGAAACUGAAUCAAAGAAACAUUUUAAAGAAAAGUAUAAUUGUUCUGUAGUUGAGAUAUCUAACACUAAUUCAGAAAAAAAUAUAUACGAUAUGAUAGAAAGCAGCAGUGAUAUUAAUUCAUUUAAGGAGAUCAGUAUCCAAACAUCCAAGCAGCCUUUUUCAACAAAAUUAUCAUCAUCAACAAAAUGUAAAAAGCUACAAAACCAACAUUUAGACUGUUUAUCUCUAAAAACCAACGAUGUUCUCAACAUUAAUAAUAAAAGGCAAACUAGGAGCAGUUCAUUGAAUAUUUCAAAUGAUAAGAAACAGUGUGUAAAAAAGUCAAGAAGUAGGGAAAACAGUAGCAGUAAUAUACAAUUAAAUGAUACAAAAAAUAAAAAAGGUACCAAUAAUAUGAAUUUGUUAAAUAUACAUUCCAGUGAUGGAAGUAAAAGUAACCAUGGAGAAUCAAAUGCUUUUGAAAUUCUUAUGAACCGUAAUAAUUCAAUUCAGUACAUUACGCCAACAAAACUUUUUAAUGAAAAUGAAUCACUUGUUAAAAAAUCUGAAGAACAAUUAAUUUCGUCAACAGAAAAGUUAAUAAAUGAGAAAAAAAAAUGUUUCAAAAGAAAAAUUUCAGAGGUAGAAGGCGAAAAAAUAGAGAAAAUUAUUCAGAAUCCUACCAAAUUUUUAAAAAAAGAUGAUUUUGAGGAUACUGGAGUUCUGUAUCAGAAACAGCCAUCAGGCAAUUUAUUAGAUUAUUUCAGUAAAACUCCAGUAAAUUUAACGCAUACAGAUAUGGCAGAUAUAUCCACUAUUAUAGUGAAAGCUGACGUACAUAUGUCGCAAAACACUAUUGACCAUGAUUUAUAUACUUCAGUUUCGAAUAAUGCGAUACGACCAAAUAAAAAAAGUAAAUCCAAAGAUUUACAGUUCUCUCAGAUGGAUGACAUUGAUGUUAUAGAAUCUGAAAGCAGUAAUAUUUCAAAUAAUGAAAAAGAACGAAAUGAUCAACUACAAAAUAAACAUAGAUGGUCAUUACGAAUUAAAUUUCAAACAUAUGAGGAUGAAAAUACUUUAUCAGGUAAUAGCAACGAUGAAGAAUUUUCACCCAAGGGUAAAGCUAAAUUAAAUAUAGAAGAUUCUAAGAAAUGUGGAACAAAUAAAGGUACAUAUUCAGAAAAUUUAUGGAUGAAAAAUAAAAGUAACAAAAUGAGUGAAUCUAUGAAAUUAAAAUUACGAAAGUGUGAGCAACCAAAAAAUGUAGAAUAUAAUGUUCCGAUACAAAAUAAUAAAUGUCGAAAGGGCAAAUUUGAAAAUGCCAAUGAAAUAAUGAAGCUUGAUAAACAGAAAUCAAUUUUAGCACAAAAUAAAAAUUUUAAUAUUGAUUUAAUAGGUAACAUAGAAAAUAAGUCCAAUGAGGAUUUCUAUAUAAUUGAUGAAAUUAUUAAUGAAAAGAAAGCAAUUGGCAAACUAGCUCCUAUAUUUACAAAACAGCGAAAACUACAUUCAAAAGUGAUACCAACAAAACAGUCGGUUCUGCAAACAAAUAUAAAAGAUAAUAACGAUAAAACUAUAAAUCAACAAAUACAUGUUUGUAGCACAUUACCAUUUCCACUUAUUAGUCAUAUUACACAAUUAACUAAUUCAAUGUUCAACAAAACAAAUAAUUUUAAUUUUCCCCCAAAAAUUUGUCACAAGUUGUAUAUUCCAGAUUUAGAUAGAAAGCAUUAUAAACAUAUAGUAGAUUUUUCUGAGACCAAAUUAAAGCUAUCAAAAAAUAUUAAAAAACCAAACGUUGAAGAAGUAUUAAUGGAUCUUGAAAAACAUUGUUCAGGUGUAAAAAAAAUGUGGAAUGUUAUUUCGCUUACUGUUAAAGGACAAUCUAAUAAAACAAUGUCUGCAAAAACGAAAACUAGAACUAGAAAACAAUGGGAAAAAACAGGAACAGGUAAUGAAAAUAAAAUUGAAAACGUUAGUUGGACUUACAAAUUCAGACCAAAGUCUACUGAAGAAAUAGUUGGAAAUGAAAAUGCAGUUAUAAAGUUAAGAGAAUGGCUGGUCAGAUGGAAAAUAAAAUUUAUAAAUGAAAGCGAUGAUAGUGAAAACGAUUUUUAUUCGUCUGACAGUAGUUAUUCAAGGAGCAAUGGAAAUAAUCAGGUAGCUGUACUGUUGGGACCGCAUGGAAGUGGUAAAACUGCAAGUGUAUAUGCAUUAGCAGAAGAAUUUGGUUAUACGGUAUUGGAAUUAAACGCAUCGUCUAAAAGAAGCGGGAAGAAACUUUUGAAAGAAUUAGAGGAAGCGACAAAAUCAUACCAGAUUAAAAAUAAAGAAAGAACAUCUGCUUUUUGCAAUUUAACCUCGAAUGAAAUUUUCCCAAAGAAAAUAUCAAAAAAUUCCCUCAUUCUUAUAGAAGAUGUUGAUAUUAUAUUCGAAGAAGAUGAAGGCUUUAUUUCUGCUAUAUAUCAGUUAGCAUCAAAUACGAAAUGUCCAAUUGUUAUGACGUGUAAGGACGUUUGUCCUCACUUAAAUAAAUUAGCACCUCAACAGAGUAGAAUUUAUUUUCAAAGUGUUGUUGGUAACAAGGUUUCUGUUUUAUUAGAACUAAUCUCGUUAGCAGAAACUGGUUACAGGCUUCCUUCUAAUUACAUUAUGGAAUUAUUGCAAAGUGGCGAUUUACGAAAAGCAAUAUUACAAUUACAAUAUUUAUUACUAUCUGGUCCACCACAAAUGUUAGAACAUGCCAUCAAUUUUAAGAACUCAUUGUGGCAAAAUAUGCAAUACUAUUUGUACAGACCAGCAAUUAUAGUAAGUAAAAAAGAAAAAAAGAAAAAGGCUGUGAGUAGCAAAGUUAUAAAUAAUAAUCGAAAUUUAUUAAACGAUGUGGCAGAUAAGUUAGAUAGCAUAACUUUAUUAACAUCUUUAAUGACCACGGAAGAUACCGCGUUAAAUUUAUACGAAUUAAAAGUACAGCCCAGUUUGUCUGUUGUUGAAAAUACCGCUUUAUAUUCAACAUGUAAUAAUGUAUGUUUAGAGAUAGCUGAAUGGAUAGGUAACAAAAUUAUGUACAAAGAUCAUGAUUAUGAUGGUAUACGGUAUCAAAAUAAUAUUAUAUUAAGAAAACAAUUAAAUAAAGAAAUAAAUCUAGCAUUAUCUCAUACUGCAUCGUUGUUGCUCGAUCAUCAAAUUAUAGCUACAGAUUACCUUCCAUUUAUAAGAACAAUAUGUAGGGCUGAAGAAUAUAGAGCUAAUAGAAAUAAUAAAAGAGGAAAUCGUUAUUUUCAUUAUCUUCAUAAUUUAAAAUCAUCUUCGUUACUCAAGCCUAAUAUUUUAUCAGCGGCAUGUAAAAUAAUGCACGAUAUUGAUAUGCGUACAAAUUAAAAUAACAUUAAUUACGCGUAACAAUCAGUAUAUUAUAAUUUAAAAAACAUAUUAAUACAAAUACUUUGUAAAAUUUAUAUACGGUCUUUUUAAUUUAACCAAUUGUUAAGUAAUAACUAAGAAAAACAAAUUCAGGUAUUGUAUUAAAUUUCUCCUACCAAAUCAAACAGCUUUUACAUGAAACAUUUUUGCACAUAUAGCAGGUAUGCAUAAUAAGCAGUAAAAUAAUAUUACAUUAUGAUAUAGGCACACGAAGUUUUCCGCGAGUAUAGUUAUAGGCUUCUGGUCACUGGGGCACCCAUAGGGUAAUUUCGUGUACAUGCGUAGUCUAUACUCUUGAAUCGGAAAUAUUUCGUGUGUUUAAAAAAUGAUAGAAAUGUCGUUAGUAUUAAUAAGUUUUAAAUGUUUCCUUUUUUUAAAAUAAAGUGAAUAAAGUGGAUACAGGGUAUUUUUUGGUAAUUAUC